AUGAAUGAAGAAAAUAGAAGUGGAGCUGGGCCUAGCGUUCAAAUUAGUCCUGAAAUGAUGUUGGUUUUGGAGGAAUUGAGGAACAUGUUGAAGACUAUUAGGGGAGAUCAAGAAAAUACGAAUACAAUUAAGGUAAACACUGAUCGUGUGGAGGAACAAGAUCGUAUAAAUAAUCCGGAGCGAGAAGGUGAGAAUAAACGAAGGUGUACUUACAAGACCUUUAAGGAUGCUGAUCCCCCGAUAUUUAAAGGAGAUUUCGAUUCUCAUGUUGCGAAUACAUGGAUUAAGGAAAUGGAGAAAGUGAUAGAAAUUUCUGAAUGCUUGGAUGAACAAAAGGUGAAAUUCGCAACACACUCUUUAAGGGGGGAAGCAGUAUUUUGGUGGGACACUGUUAAACAGACGGAAGAUUGUUCAACAAUGACUUGGAUGAGGUUUAAGGAGUUGUUCUUUGAUAAAUAUUUUCCAGCGUGUAUGAAAAAUGAGAUGGAGAUGAAGUUUUUAGGAAUAAAGCAAGAAGGAAUGUCUGUGUCAGAAUAUUUGUCGAAGUUUUUGGAGCUUUCUAGGUUUGCCCCUCAUCAGGUUAAUACUGAAGCUAGGAAAUGUCAGAGAUUUCAGGAGGGACUGAAACCUCAAAUUAGAGAAAGGGUCUCUUUGUUGGAACUAGAGCAAUUUGAUAAGUUGGUGGGAAAAGCUAGGAUUGCCGAAAGGGAGUAUGAAGCUCGCACCCAAUUCUUCAACAGUAAGAAAAGAGGAAGAGAAAUAGAUCUGCGUGAUAAUUCAGGAUAUAAGAAGGAUGAUAAGAAGUUUCAAAAGACAAAGAAAGAGAGUUUCCGGGGAAAUGAUAGGAAGACCACUAUAUCGGAGUGUAGGAAGUGUGGACUGAAGCAUGGUGGUGACAUUUGUUACCGAGCAGAUGGGUUGUGCUAUAAUUGUGGAGAAAGGGGGCAUAUAGCGACUCAAUGCCCAAAGCCGAAAGUGAUUUCCUGCUAUAGCUGCGAAAAACCAGGACAUGUAUCGAGGGACUGCCCACAAAAAGGAGUCAAGCAAGAAGUUGAAACUAAAGGAAAUAGGACUUCUACAACAGGACCUUUUCAGCAAUCAGCACCUAGGGCAGUGGCAAGAACCUACGCAAUGACAACUCAGGAUGCUGAAAAAUCUCAUGAUGUUGUGUCAGGUACGCUUCAACUUUGUUCUCAAGAUGUGCAUGUUCUGUUUGAUUCUGGAUCAACUCAUUCUUUUGUGGAUUUGAAGAAUGUGGAUAAGUUGAAUACUACUGCGCAAAGUUUAGAUAAUUCACUACUAGUAAAACUCCCUAAUGGUAGGAAUUUGUUUGUGAACAAAGUUUAUAAGGAUUGCCCCCUUGUAAUUAGCGGACAUACUUUUCUAGUAGACUUGUUACCUUUAGACUUAAGGGAUUUUAGAGUGAUUUUGGGAAUGGAUUGGUUGACGAAGUAUAAAGCCAAUUUGGAUUGUAGUAAAAAGCGAAUAUGUUUAAGGAGGCUAGAUAAAAAGAAGGUUUAUUUUAAAGGAGACAGGUCAGAAAAACCUAGUGUCAUGAUAUCAGUUCUGAAAGCUUAUAAGAUGUUAAGAAAAGGAUGUGAAGGGUUUCUAGCUUAUGUGAUUGGUGAGGAGGAAGUUAAAAAUAAAGUUGAGAAUACCCAUGUGGUUAGAGAGUUUCUAGAUGUUUUUCCCGAGGAUUUGCCAGGAUUGCCACCCGAAAGAGAGGUUGAGUUUAGUAUUGAAUUGGUUCCGGAGGCGCAACCAGUAUCGAAAGCACCAUAUAGAAUGGCACCAACCGAGUUGGCAGAACUUAAGGUACAGUUACAAGAAUUGUUGGAUAAAAAGUAUAUUAGACCAAGUGUUUCUUCUUGGGGAGCACCGGUGUUGUUUGUGAAAAAGAAGGAUGGUUCUCUCAAUUAUGUAUUGAUUAUAGAGAACUGA
Molecule: messenger RNA, 1941 nt
Organism: Daucus carota subsp. sativus
Lineage: Eukaryota; Viridiplantae; Streptophyta; Magnoliopsida; Apiales; Apiaceae
Exons: 1
Coding region: 1-1941 (646 amino acids)
Biological process (GO): proteolysis
Molecular function (GO): nucleic acid binding; zinc ion binding; aspartic-type endopeptidase activity
Source: RefSeq, a predicted model, not a curated record